Messenger RNA from Helobdella robusta, 1638 nucleotides. RefSeq lists its product as hypothetical. The record is from RefSeq and is a predicted model, not a curated record. NCBI's taxonomy places the organism in Eukaryota, Metazoa, Annelida, Clitellata, Rhynchobdellida, Glossiphoniidae. The coding region runs from base 1 to 1638 and encodes 545 amino acids. The transcript is spliced from 12 exons.
AUGCUCCGCCGACAAGGACUGCAGGGGACGUACAAGACGCUGCGUUUGCGACGGCGCUUGUGGCUGGAGUUGUAUCAAGAUGUGUUCGUUUCAACUCAGAGAUGCGAGACUGUAAAGCUGCUACUGAAUGGAAAGUUCCAGAUUGUUCCAUUCAGCCGGUUCGCCGCCAUCGUCAAAUACAUCUGCUAUCCAGGGUUUGAACUAGUGGGCCAGAAGGAACGGGUCUGCCAGGGAGAUGGGUACUGGAGCGGUAGGGCGCCAAUUUGUAGGCCCCUCGUAUCAAACGUUCAAAAUAUGGCUGCAUAUGAAGAAGGAACGUGUUCGAAACCACCGGCCAUAAAACACGCCACUCACGACGCAAGCCCCGCCCUAAAAUCAUUCCCUCUCGGUACCCAGUUGACCUACAGCUGCCUCAAUGGUUUCAAGUCAGAAGGGGGGUACAGGGCCCUCUGCGUAGGGCAGGGGCGGUGGGUGGGCCUUUCCAUGACAUGCCAACCCAAGCAGUGCGGUCAUCCAGGCGACCCUGCGAAUUCGAUACGAGACGGAAAUAUCUUCACUUACCCGCACAAAGUUUCGUACACCUGCCUGGAGGGCUACACCAGGAUCGGCCGCUACCAGAUUCUCUGCCAGGCAGACGGCAGAUGGUCCAAUGUACCUCCGAUCUGCAAACCAAAAACAUGCAGAGAACUUAGCCCGCCAACGAAUGGCUUGAUAACAGGCAUGGAUUUCACGUACGGAGCAACUAUAAGAUACAAUUGUUUGAAGGGGUUUGUUAUAAGGGGUCCAUCCGUAAGAAAGUGUCAGUCAAGUGGGUACUGGAGCGACGAAACCCCAGAGUGUGUGCUUGUAAAUUGUGGCAGUCCGGGCCCAAUAUACAACGGCUACUACAUCUCCCGUCCCGACACCAGUUACGGAGCUAAUGUUACUUUUUUCUGUUACAACCACACGAACUUCGAUGGAGCCUCAAACGUCGCCACAUGUCUGGGCAAUGGAAGUUGGUCGCACCCGGCUCCCAAUUGCUGGGUGAAAUGUUUCAUCCCACAAAUUGAGAACGGAACGCUGGACAACGCCACGAAGCAUCUGCAUUACAUGAAGCACGGACAAUCAUUCAACUUCACGUGUCAGUCAGGAUUCCUCAACGAGUUCCCAUCCGAUCCACCAACCUGCAAAAAUGGGACUUGGAGUCGGAAAACUUUUUGCAAGCCUGCGCCGUGCAACGGAAGACCUCCGGAGUUGAAAAAUGGUUUAGUGCGUUACCACUCAUUUGAGCACGGUAGCAAGGCCCAGUGCAUAUGCAACCUCGGAUUCAAAAUCAUCGGCGAACCAUUCCUCACGUGUCACUACGGCAAAUGGGUGGGUAGAAUGCCAAAGUGCGAUGAAGUCUUUUGCAAAUUCCCUGGCAACGUAAGCAACGGGCAGUUGUUGUUGGUCGGAGACAUAGGAAAGUACGACUACCCACCUUACGCCACAAAAGUGAAACACAACCAGCAAAUUGAAUACCAGUGUGAUAAGGGCUACGGCCAGGUGGGGAACAAAGCGGCAACCUGUGUGGACGGCCAGUGGAGUCCUCCCAUGAGACCAAAGUGCGAGUUGAGAAAACAUCCACCUCUACCCACAACUAGCAAGAAAUUCUAUUGA